ACGUAGUUGGUUAAAGUUUUGAAAAGUUUGAUGASUGGGUUAUCUCUUGGCUUACGCCGUGGGAUUGUACACAGGACCUCUUGUGACAUCAAUGCUAAUAUAUUUACCGUUAAUGGAGGGACAAAGAUUGGGGACCAGCUGCAUUAAACAAGAGCCAUUGAGCACAGCCUGUUAUGAAUUCGAGUCCUACAAGGACAUUUUGCCUUCUGGAAGUGGUCAAGACUGUGAUGAAAUGCAUUGUAUGAAUUCUUUGGAUGUGAAUGGCAAUGAAAUAAGAACUAAAGUUUCCUCGGAACAAAGGCCGUCCGUUGAUGAAUGGAUCGGGAAAUAUCACCAUUGCAGCAUCACGAAUAAUAAUAAGGGUUCUUUAGAUGGUUUACUCCGACCAAACAGCUAUCGAGGRAUUGUAGAAUCUGGUAGUGAAUGUGUUGGAAAAAGUACCAUAAUAAAGCCAAUGGGCCCUAUCUGUGGUAAGCAGGAUGGAACUUCGCUCGUUAAUCAGCCAGUCUUUAUGCAGCUUGGAACUUUGCUUCAUCGUACUCAAACAACUCUAUUAUCAACCCUUAUGCAACAAAAAGAACAGCCGAGUAGGAGAGAUGGCAGUCAUUCGAGCGACAACGUUCAUUCAAGAGAGUUGUCUAUGGACAAAAACUCGAACAACAAAUCGAAUAGUAACUCUGACACAAGAGACAAAACCAUGGUCAGAGGUAACAUUCAUUGGGGCAACAAUGUUAGUAUGAACGAUGAAAAAACUGAUUUAUCAAUGARCGACCAAACAUCGAUGAACAUGGUCGAAGAUCGACUUUACAACACACUCGUUGAGGAAGCCAUUUCCAGGAUUUGUUCYACAAAGGAACAGAGAACCGUCGAAAUAAACGAAAUGGAAGUGAUACAAUACAAGUGCUUUUUCUGUCUAAAGCAAUUUUUAUCGGUUCAGAAUCUACAGAGACACUUAGUGACACAACAUUCACACUUUGGUGGAACGUUUAAGUGUUCUUGUGGUGAUUCAUUCUUCAGAAAAAAAAAUUUCGCUUAUCAUUUAUCUCUCCAUGGCAAAGAUGGAAUCUCUUCUUGCAAAUACUGCAAGAAAAACUUCUUWUCCGUCGAUGCGUUAGCUGAACACUUAGCAAGUCAUGAUCCCAAGAAGCAGAAAAGUAGGAAAGUUKGUAGAAGAAAGAAAUAUAUCUGUAAGUACUGCGACAAACCAUUCACRCACUACUUUGCCUGGCGUCUUCAUGUUAAGUCACACAGUGAAGCGGAGCUGUUCUCCUGCCAACUUUGCAAUAAUUGGUACCUUAGUCUGCGCUCGCUCAGCGAUCAUAUCAUUACACACAUGCGAGAUAAGAAACCCAAGUGUCCUGUUUGCUGCAAAGUCUUCAGAUUCAAAGAAGAUUACUUGAAUCAUCAGAAAGAAAACUGCAGUCUCAUGCAAAUAAGAUGCGAGAAACAUCGAUGCUAUGAAGCUUUUUUUACUUGGCAAGAAUACUCUGAGCACAUGUCRUCAAUUCAUCAUUUUAGAUGCACGAUAUGUGGAAAAAGCUUUUCAAGAUGGGAGAAGCUACAGGAGCAUAACCUGCUCCACACCGGCGAGAAACCUCGACAAUGCGACAUCUGCGGUAAGAGCUUCCGAACCAAGCAAAUUCUGAAAAAUCACCAAAGAACGCAUUCCGAAGUCAAGUCAUUCCGCUGUAAGUUUUGUGAGAAGAGUUUUACACAGAAAAGCGCGCUGUUAAGGCACGAGAGGACUCACAUUCAGGGCGUAAAAGAUCAUUGUUGUUAUCAGUGUGGCAAGGUUUUCACUCAGUCUUGUUCGUUACAAAGACAUUUACGCAUUCAUACUGGAGAAAGAUUCAAAUGCACAAAGUGUUCUGCGACCUUCAUCGAAGCUUGGAGAAUGCGUGUUCACAUGAAGAAAAAACAUUGACAGCUAACAAGGUUACUGGAACAUWGACGGGAUGAUUUGAUGAUUCAUCAUUCUUUAUCUUUUCCUCAUUUUUUAUUUCCUUGUUAUUUGUUUAGCUUUAUGUCAUAGAUUUGUUCCUACUAUAAUGCAACUAUAGUGCAGUGACGACAUUUUCUACUACAAUGCAUGAUGUUGUACUCGCAUUUCUUUAUGGCCGCUUAGAUAGAACUCCAAAGCUGUUUUGCUAUUUCUUUGCUUCUGAUAGUAAUCUUUGAGCAAGAGAAUGUGCUGUCAUAUAACACAGCGGCUAUCCGCGUUGAACCGGAGAAAGGAGUAUUUCUCUUGUUUAUUUUAUCACAACGAAAAUUCGAAAAAAUAUAUAAUAAU
This is a messenger RNA of Exaiptasia diaphana, 2290 nucleotides long. RefSeq names its product zinc finger protein 883-like. Gene Ontology annotation, biological process: regulation of transcription by RNA polymerase II. The coding region runs from base 92 to 1924 and encodes 610 amino acids. The record is from RefSeq and is a predicted model, not a curated record. Lineage: Eukaryota; Metazoa; Cnidaria; Anthozoa; Actiniaria; Aiptasiidae. The transcript is spliced from 3 exons. Gene Ontology annotation, molecular function: DNA-binding transcription factor activity; RNA polymerase II cis-regulatory region sequence-specific DNA binding.